AUGCUCAAGCGCCAAGUUAAGGUAAGUUUAGAAGAAUCUCUACAAUUUGCUAAGGUCUCCCUUCCAUCACAAAAUGCAAAAAUGAUUUCAUCUCUUCUCAUUUCACAGACGAUUGAUGAUAAUAAAUCAAGGGAAAAUAAGACUGUUUUCCCUAUGCAAUCUGUAAUCACCCAAUCUGAUGUUUAUCACAUGAACCAAUCUUUGGCUAAUCAUAACUCAGUCAACAUUAAUACAGCAUUCAUAUUUCUUCCAAGAACAUUAGGAUUUCAGACAACCUCUGAAGAAAAUGUAUUUAGUAGCAAAGGAGAGAAACAAUGGAAGAAAGGUUUUGCUUCCAUUACAAUCACUGCUAAAAGAGUUAUUCCACCUUCAAACAAUAAAAUGCAGAGAAAUACUUUUGCCUCUUCUUGCUUGGAAUGCCAGGAAAAAAAUAAGCUGCUAAUAACAACGGUUCCCGCUUCAGAUGUAACUGGCUUAAGUAAACUCUCUAAAUCUUUGCAUUCUCAAGCAUAUGACCAAAAUCGAAGUGUUAGUAGAAUAAAGGUUUCUGAAUCUUGUCUGCAGAGAUGCAAGGGGCAAUCUGGCUGGAUUUCCAGCACCCCAAAGAGAAUGAUCCCCUCAGAUAACACCCAUAAGAAGCAGACACCUCUUUCUUUCACUUCCAGUGUCUACCUCACUAUUUCCCAACAGUGUCCAAAAACAAUAUAUUAUGUAGACAAGUCUCUCUUGGUACCUGUUUAUCAACCUCAGACUAAUACUCAAAAAAUGCAUCGGUCAGUAGUGUCUUUUAAUAUAAAUUGCAGUUCUCAAAAUACAACACCAGAUGGAGUGGAUAGUUUAACUAAUGGAGAGCUAAUCACAAAAGUACUUAAGUUCCCAAUGGAUCAUAAGACAUCAUUCAAAGCAAUUUGGAAUGCAGAUCUCAAAGAUAACUUCUUGGAUAAAAAACAGAGACUGGAAAUUGAAUCUUUAGGAACCAAAGAUUUCUGGAAAAAUGCCUCUCCAUCUGAAACUCUGUCAGUUCUGACCAGUCCUCAGGAAGCUGAUAAUUUAACACAAAUAAAGAAGAAUGAUGUACCUUCAAGUGAGAAUCCCAAGAUAUUAUCUGGUUACAUUCCUCAUUGGGCUUACUAUGAAGGUGAUUACAAAUUAUAUGGGUCAGCCAGCCAGUCCAAAGAAUAUAAGAUAAAUGUGAAGAAAGAGAUGGUCAACAGGUUAACCACCUCUGCAGUCCAUGAACCAGAUGUUCCUCAUGAGAAACAUGAAGCUUUCCAACUUUCAGAGGUCUGCUUUGAGCCUGAGAAAAUUCCUGCAAGCCCACUGACUCUCAGGGAGGCACUGGAAGUUCACAAGCCUCAUUUUAUUUCCCGCUCACAAGAACGAUUAAAAAAACUCGAACACAUAGUGCAACUGAGGAAAGCACAACAAAGUGAGGAUUUGGGUAAAAAACAAGGAACUGCUCUAUCUUGCAAGCUUUCCUCAGCUUCCAUUACAAGUAAGAAGAAACAAUAUACUGUUCCUCAUCCAUUAAGUGAUAACCUGUUCAAACCAAAAGAGCGGUACAUUUCAGAAAAGGAGAUGCAUAUGCGAUCAAAAAGGAUUUAUAACAAUCUUCCUGAAGUGAAGAAGAAACAAGAAGAGAAACAGAAACGGAUAAUCAUACAGAGCAAUAGAAAGCGGGUUGAAAUAUUUAAAAAGCAAUUAUUGGACCAACUUCUUCAAAGAAAUACAGAAUGA
Messenger RNA from Protobothrops mucrosquamatus (brown spotted pit viper), 1737 nucleotides. RefSeq names its product chromosome unknown C10orf90 homolog (gene CUNH10orf90). NCBI's taxonomy places the organism in Eukaryota, Metazoa, Chordata, Lepidosauria, Squamata, Viperidae. Gene Ontology annotation, cellular component: centrosome; centriole; cytosol. The coding region runs from base 1 to 1737 and encodes 578 amino acids. The record is from RefSeq and is a predicted model, not a curated record. Gene Ontology annotation, biological process: regulation of centriole replication. The transcript is spliced from 8 exons.